This is a messenger RNA of Zophobas morio, 674 nucleotides long. RefSeq lists its product as uncharacterized. The transcript is spliced from 2 exons. NCBI's taxonomy places the organism in Eukaryota, Metazoa, Arthropoda, Insecta, Coleoptera, Tenebrionidae. The coding region runs from base 50 to 655 and encodes 201 amino acids. The record is from RefSeq and is a predicted model, not a curated record.
GCACGUUCAAGGUUGAAAAAUUGGCAUUAGUUUGAAUCGAUAGGUUGUCAUGGAGGGCGAUUUUUUAGAUACGGUUUUGCGUUUUUAUAAGGAGCAAAAAUGGAAAGAGGUGUUAGAUUUGAGUUUGGUGGAAAGUGCGGUGACGCGGAAAUUGGUGUGGGUUUGGCCGAGUGAAAAUAAUUUGUUGUUAAUUAAACAUAUUAUUCGAGAUUUUCGACUGAGUGGGGUUAUUUCGAUUGGGUGCGGCAGCGGUUUGUUCGAGUGGCUUUUGGAAAAAUAUAGCGGGUUUCCUGUGAAAGGGUAUGAAGUCAAUGAAAGUUGGUGGUUGAGCAAGUAUAGUACGCCCCAAUUUAUUAAAUUAAAUUUCCCGGAACUACCCCCUACUCCGGAUAUUUUGGAACCAAAUUACGCUCUGUUGUUUUGUUAUUUUAACGAUGGAGACGCUUUUCGGGAGUACAUUAGGUGCUAUGAGGGAGAUUUCGUGUUUAUAAUUGGUCCAGGACUGGGGGCUGGGCGCCACACAGACCCCGAACCUUUCAACCCCAAUUUCGGGUCACCUGAUUGGCUUCUAUACAAGAGUCAGGAAGUCAGAGAUACUAAAGACUUUAUAGCAGUAUAUGCCAGGCUAAGAACAAUAAAUAAUCCUCAUCAAUAACAAUAAAAAUUUAUUUUAA